AUGGCCGAAUCGUCUUCARUUGAACUCAUCGAGUUUGUACGACCUUGUGGGAACGCAAAUAACCUAUACAUUACCAAUAUAAGUAAAGAUCUUAGUGAAGAAGAAGCUCAGUGUAAACUUUAUAAGAUAUUUUCAAAGUUUGGCUUGCUGUAUGAAGUWCAAGUUUUUGAUUCCAAGGACCAAACAGCAGAGGACAAGCAGACAACUAACGAUCCCCGCAGUAGUCUGUAUGCUUUUGUCAAGUAUUAUUCAGUCAAAGCCGCAGCCAAAGCUCUUCGAGAAACAAAUACCAAAUACUUGAUUGGUGGUCAGUACCUUAAGGUACAGUAUGCAAAUCGCAAGAAAUGCCUUGAAAAGCCAACUCCAUUGUAUAUGGCAAGAAGUGUUGAGUUAGCAAAUUAUUACCUUGGGUUUAAUGGCUGGUCAACCAGCAUUACAAAAUUGGAAAAGAUUGACAACCAGAUACACCUGAGCAAAGCCAGUGAAAAUGCUAUGUUUCRAUGUAUUGUUAAACUAGAGGUYAAGUCUCAUGAUUGCUAUUGYGAGGGAACUGGAUAUGGUGGAGAUCAAACCAUAUUUCGUCAAGAAAAAGAUCCAUUGAAGAAGCUAGAGCUUAUUGCCAUUGCUAAAAAGAUAGCACACAGACAUGCUUUCGAGAAUGCAUUCCAGCGAGUCAUUAUAAUUUUAUUGGACAAUGGMAAAGUUGCAGUUGAAAUAAACCAAGCAGAUUUUGCAGAAAACGAGUUAAAYARCAUGUCAGAAGAUGGAAUUAUAAAAGUGAAUUACAGAGAUGCAACAUUAAGUGAUGAGGAAAUUGAAGAUGAUGAUAUCCUUGAAGCUCUGAAUGCUAUAAGUUGAUAAUGUUAAAGACCAAGUACUCAUAAAACUGGACAAAACCUGGACAGACGCAGGUAAGCUACUCUACUCCGUGUACAAGGUAAAAGUAUCACAGCAUUUUGGGUAUGGCAAAACGACAUUGCUACCAGUCUUAGCCCCAGUACAUGCAAUGUGAAGAGGGUUUGCCAGGACCAAUCAUGUGCUACACCGAAUGCACUGAGGGAUAUUGUGGACAUUACUGAACACAUGAAAUAUCAGGGUCAGUAAAGAGUAUCAAAAUGAAAAAUUGUAUUUUCAAGAAGCAUCAAAAUCAUGCUAGAUAAUUGUACAUUCUUACCUCAAAACUUCAGCCAAACAGAAUAAUUCAGACGUCGCUAGCUCUUUGUGAUAGAGAUCCAUCUCUUUCAAGGACUUUUUCAAAGUUUUCAAAUUUUCAAAGAGUUUGAAGUGCCCUUGAAAACGAGUUUUCAAUUCAAGCACUUUUCAAGGAUUUUUUAAAAGGACCUGCACGGACAGUGACCCUGUGGGAUUAGCUUCUAGAGAAAACAAAAGAACUCCACCAUGUUYUGUCACGAACAAUAUCCUACAYGUACAAUGCAUUGCGUAUUAUUAAGUACACGGUACCAGACAUCAUCUACAUUCAUGUCAAGGGAGAUUGUUCAAGCUYGAGACUUGGUCACCAAAUUUUKCCCAACUCCAUCACUACAAACUUGAACAGUUCAUAACCCUUCACAUUUCUUGGAUAAAACAUUGCAAUCUGAACUCGAGUGACAAGUGUAGCAAAUGACGAGAGAUGUCACACRUUGUUGGACAUUUUUGUAUCUGACAUGCUACAUAUCAAAAUCUUCAAAAACCUGUAGCAAAAAUUUAAACUCUUUAGUACAUGUAAUACAAAAAUUCACCAUCAUUUCUACACAUUUGGUAAAUUAGAGUAAGUAACAAGCCAAAGAAGUAGGUUUUAUUUCACAAUGUAAUUACAUGAAGUACUGGAUGAGUAUAGAUUUAUUGGUUGUUCUUUUUUUUUCAAAUCGUGGAAUAAAUCAUAGAAAAAUAUUACAAAUGACACAAUUGUUAGACUGAUUCCACAAGUCGUUGUAUUUGCUCCUCGAUUUUUCCCCGUCUGGGAGCAAAAAAAAAAAGGGCGACCUGACAGACUGGUGGAAUCAGUCUAACACAAUUGUGCAAUAUUUACUGUACAUUGUAGAACAUCUUUUUUGUUGUCAUCGAAGGGAUUUUUAAACUAUGCAAGUUUUUAAAACAUGUUAACUUGAACAGUGGAUUUCAAAAUAAAAUAUCUAA
Messenger RNA from Exaiptasia diaphana, 2136 nucleotides. Its product is annotated as RAD52 motif-containing protein 1. The record is from RefSeq and is a predicted model, not a curated record. Bases 1 to 858 code for a protein of 285 amino acids. The transcript has 6 exons. Gene Ontology annotation, molecular function: RNA binding. Gene Ontology annotation, cellular component: nucleolus. Lineage: Eukaryota; Metazoa; Cnidaria; Anthozoa; Actiniaria; Aiptasiidae.